Messenger RNA from Aureobasidium subglaciale EXF-2481, 2464 nucleotides. RefSeq lists its product as uncharacterized. Gene Ontology annotation, molecular function: peptidase activity. The record is from RefSeq and is a predicted model, not a curated record. Lineage: Eukaryota; Fungi; Ascomycota; Dothideomycetes; Dothideales; Saccotheciaceae. The coding region runs from base 144 to 2150 and encodes 668 amino acids. Gene Ontology annotation, biological process: protein modification by small protein removal. The transcript has a single exon.
UGUUUUACAAAACACUCACUUGCCCUCGUUCAAUUCGAAGUUGAUAUUGUCACCAAACUGAACUGUUCCCACUACACGAAAAACUUGUCAUACUAGCAUCACUUUUACAUACACGCGUUCACUCGACUCGACUGUGUUCCAUUAUGGAUGUUCAACUAUAUGUCUACGACUUGAGUCAAGGACUUGCGAGGAUGAUGUCGCAAAGUCUGCUCGGUAUUCACAUUGAUGCUGUCUACCACACUUCUCUAGUCUUUGGAGGUGUCGAGUACUUCUAUGGCGCCGGCGUGCAGACUUGCUAUCCCGGCUCUACUCACCAUGGUCAACCUAUGGAGAAGAUCAAUCUAGGCAAGACGGAAAUCCCUUUGGACGAUAUUCUGGAAUACCUUGAUUCGUUGAAAGAGACGUAUACUGCUGAGUCAUAUGACUUAUUCAAGCACAAUUGCAACAACUUUUCAAACGACUUUUCGAUGUUCCUGGUUGGCAGGGGAAUUCCGGACCACAUUACCGCCUUGCCCGAAACCGUGCUCAAUACUCCUUUCGGAUCGAUGAUGAAGCAACGUCUCGACGCAGAGAUGAGACACAUCACUCAGGCUGCUGUGCCUCCGGAAAAUAAUCCUAUGAUCCAGAGGGAGCGUAAGCAACAGAGAGAGGAGGCCAACCGUUCAACUCAGAAUGGUAUCUCUGCUUCUAGCUCCGCCUCCUCUCCUACAGCAACGCAUCAAAAUGGACCAGAUCAAACUCCGCCCAAGAAGAAGCCUAAGAAGCUCGAAGUUCGUAGCGCCGGAAGUGCUGAUCAAACGAAUGGUGAUGCACAGACUACACCUAAAAAGCACCCCAAGAAACUCGAAGUACGUGACGCUGCUGCAGCGAAGGCCGACAGUGUACACGGCUCGGUAUACAAUGUGACACAGCCUUCGUCAGUCGACAAUCUACUUGCAGGAGCGCAGGACAAGUGUGCUGUGAUUUUCUUCACGUCGAGUACUUGCGGUCCCUGCAAGAUGGCAUACCCUACGUACGACUCCCUUGCAGCUGAGCACACCAAUAUUCCCUUUAUCAAGGUUGAUAUCAACGAGGCUCAGGCACUUGCGUCUAAGUACCAAAUUCGUGCGACACCAACUUUCAUGACCUUCUUACAUGGCAAAAAGGACAACGAGUGGAGUGGUGCCAAUCCCGCGCAAUUGAAGGCGAACGUCGAAUCCCUUCUCCAACAGGCCUUCCCUCCCCACCCUCAUUUCCAGGUCCGUGUACCGACCCUCCAAUUCGGAAGGCUCAGUCCCGUGACCUACUCAAAGAUCCCGCCAUUAGACAAAGUUUUGGCCAAGAUGGGUGAUCAGGCAAAGGACCCGGCUGUGAUCGCAAUGAAGAACUUCAUCUCAGCUCGCUCUUCGAGUGCGUCAGAUCUUCCCACUCUACCGGAUCUUCCUGCCUUUACCCGCUGGCUACGUCAGACGCCCAGCCAGCUAGCAUCAGACUCUCUAUUCACAGCGUAUGAUGUACUGCGUUGUGCGCUUGUUGAUCAGCGAGUAAGCGGAUGGUUCACUGAAGAGUCUACUCCUAGAGACCCGGAGACACUCACGUCCUUGAUCAAUCACGUUCUGAAUCUGAUCAAUGAUGACACAUGUCCUUACAACUUGAGGCUCGUCACGAUCCAAUUGGCCUGCAACUUGUUCACAUCAGAUCUGUUCACAAAGUCAGCGUUCAGCAGCGCGCACAGCAGCGGCUUACCUGCAAUGCUUGUGCAGGUAGCAACUUCAAGCUUACUGGCCGAACCUGACAAGCCUGCCGUUCGUGCCGCUGCUUCUUCGCUGGCGUUCAACAUCGCAGCCACUGUUUACAGACUGCGUAGGGAAGAGAGCCGCGAGGCUAUGGAGGAGGCUUCGCAGGUUGAGCUUGCUGCUAGCCUGCUAGAGAUGAUAACCACCGAGCUCGACAGCAGGGUUGAUAAGAAGGACGCCACAGGCACAGAUAUGCUCAAGACAGCAACGUUCGCGUUUGCCUAUCUGAUCUACUGUGCCCCACAAGGUGGAGAGCUGCACGAUCUAUGCAGUGCAUUGGAUGCAAAGUCUUCCAUUCUGAGAUUGAAGCACUUCAAAGACCUUGAGAAGAUUGCAUCCGAAGUCGGUGAACAACUGUUGGGAAAGAAUUGGUGAUCCACAAUAUGCGGUGCAGCCCGACUGAUAGAUGACUAGAUACCCUACGAUAGAUUUCAUGCAUAGAACAUGGCACCCGACGACUACAGUACACACCGCUAAAAUCUCAAAAGAGGGCGUUCUUCCUGCAAUCUGAAACACGGCAAUGAGUGAAAGGAAUUCCGAUCUGACACUACGCAUCGCGAUGCACGCUUUCGCAAAGACCAUGUUUUGAUGUUGAUGUGUUGCGAGGGUGAUGGGCACAAUGGCUUCAGGGCGCCAGCGCUCUUGCCACAAACUGGCCCGGGUGCCUGGGCGUCACUUCCCAAACAUCA